This is a messenger RNA of Telopea speciosissima, 795 nucleotides long. Its product is annotated as transcription factor BHLH148. Gene Ontology annotation, molecular function: protein dimerization activity. The record is from RefSeq and is a predicted model, not a curated record. The coding region runs from base 52 to 741 and encodes 229 amino acids. Lineage: Eukaryota; Viridiplantae; Streptophyta; Magnoliopsida; Proteales; Proteaceae. The transcript is spliced from 3 exons.
GACAGUUAUAGGAGCCGUUGCAAUCGAAAAUUUGAAAUUCCCGGUGACAACAUGGAUCCCUUCUUGCCAGAGGAGCUGCUCUGGUUCGCAGCUCCUCCUCCUCCCCAACCCCAAGUGAAUUGGAGCAGUUUUGUCAGAUACACAAAACCCUCGGAAGGAUCACGACCGGAUGAGAAUUCCAUUUCAAUUCCUAGAAACGAUAGGAACAUGCAUAAGAGAAUGAUCGAGUUGUUGAGAGCAAUUCCAACUGCCAGGAAGGAAAACAGAGAGAUUGAGAACGAUCGUAGUUACCGUCAUAUGAUGAAUGAGAGACUCAGGAGAGAGAAGCAGAAGCAGAGUUACGCAGCUCUGCGUUCCAUGCUUCCUCCUCAGACCAAGAACGAUAAGAACUCCAUCGUUCAUAUGGCAGCGGCACAUCUGCAGGAGCUGAAGAGUGAAAAGGAAGAGUUAAGGAGGCGAAACCAUGAGGUUAAGACAAUCUUAACAGGGAAUGAAGACAAGAAGAUUAGAUUUCGAGUAAAUAAUCCGUCUUCCGCGGUUGAUUCUAUGAUUGGGGUACUCAAACAUUUAAAAGACAUGAACUUGCAAGCAAGAACGAUCAGAUCAAAGUUUUCUGCUCAAGAACUUUCAGCAGUAAUAGAAGUCGAAACACAGAUUGAGGCGGCGGAAGUGGAAAAAGAAGUGCAGAAGGCUCUGAUGGAAGUUGAAGGAAAGUUCGGAACUGAUUUCCUGGAAGGAUAGUUUUGUUCAUCGAGAGUUUGGCUUUAAUUUUAUUGAUUAUCAGAUCUUUGUCGU